Aspergillus wentii DTO 134E9 is the source of this 933-nucleotide messenger RNA. RefSeq names its product putative GATA transcription factor (AreB). The transcript has 2 exons. Lineage: Eukaryota; Fungi; Ascomycota; Eurotiomycetes; Eurotiales; Aspergillaceae. Gene Ontology annotation, biological process: negative regulation of transcription by RNA polymerase II; positive regulation of transcription by RNA polymerase II. Gene Ontology annotation, molecular function: DNA-binding transcription factor activity, RNA polymerase II-specific; RNA polymerase II cis-regulatory region sequence-specific DNA binding; zinc ion binding. The record is from RefSeq and is a predicted model, not a curated record. The coding region runs from base 1 to 933 and encodes 310 amino acids.
AUGGCGACGACUUUGACUGACCAGAAACGACCUCAAUUACAGCCCGUGUGUCAGAAUUGUGGCACUUCUACCACUCCCCUAUGGCGCAGGGACGAACUCGGCUCUGUGCUCUGCAACGCCUGUGGUCUAUUCCUGAAACUGCACGGCCGACCUCGUCCGAUCAGCUUGAAAACGGAUGUUAUCAAGAGCCGUAAUAGGGUUAAGACCGCCGGUCAGGGCCCUAAGCGUAAAUCCGGUAGUGGCCUCGAUGCCAACGGCCUCUCUGGCUCGAGAUCAGAAGCAGGCACUCCUCCUCUCGGCACCCAUGGAUAUCGUCGCGCGUCGCGGAAGGGCUCUCCGGGCCAUUCGGAUAGAUCCAACUCUCCUGUAUCUCGGACGGAAACCCCUGGCAUUCCUCCCAUGCAGCAACACAACUCCAACAUUGCACCACAGCACAUGUUUGACAGCGUUACUUUAGCGGACCACAGUUUUAACCCUCCCAAUGGCCUUCCAUCUCGCCAGUUGCGUCAACCUUCUCCUACCUCGACAUCAUCUGCUAUGGACCGUCACAUCGAGGCACCACAGACAUUCGAGGCACUCCUCGCAGCCAACACUUCGCUGAAGACUCGUGUCAGUGAGCUUGACUUGAUCAACGAGCUCUUCAGGGGUCGUGUGGCAGAACUUGAGCAAAGCGAUGCGACCGCGCGUCGGUCAGAGAUGAUUGCCCGAGACUCGGAGGUGCGCCUUCGACGGUCUUUAGAAGAAUCUCAACGGCGUGAAGAAGAUCUCAAGCGGCGUUUAAGUGAACUUGAGCAGCAUCUUUCUGAGCGUAACAGCACUGGCAACCUGACGAACAACGACAGUCCUGGCGAACCUCUGGCAAAAAAGAUAAGACUAUCCGACGUGGUAGAACAACCUUCGGGUUCUCCUACCAAAUCACCCAAGAGCGUCUAA